Molecule: messenger RNA, 5055 nt
Organism: Conger conger (European conger)
Lineage: Eukaryota; Metazoa; Chordata; Actinopteri; Anguilliformes; Congridae
Gene: nfil3-2
Product: nuclear factor, interleukin 3 regulated, member 2
Exons: 2
Coding region: 827-2530 (567 amino acids)
Biological process (GO): regulation of DNA-templated transcription; circadian rhythm
Cellular component (GO): nucleus
Molecular function (GO): DNA binding; DNA-binding transcription factor activity
Source: RefSeq, a predicted model, not a curated record
CAAAGCGUCCUGUUAUGCAACUACUGACCUACUAACAUACAUUUUGAGACAGAGAGCGAGAGGGAGAGAGAGGGAGGGAAAACUGGAGCAAGUUAUCAACAUAGCACGAGGGAUUCAAAGUAAAACAGGAGACGGGGGAUCCAUGGACACAUUGAGACGCUAAGCACUGAACGAGGAACAGCACGACGGAGCGCUACGUUUCGAUGCAAACUCGGGACACAAAUACGUACGGUAAAGAACGAAGAUAAAGCAGAGGAACACUGGAUCUUUAACGUCACGACACCAAGGCUUUUGUCUCGACGGCAGCUGGAGAGAGGCCGUGCCGCUGGGAACGGGCGCGUCGAGUGUGACCGGGUGACCUACAUCCUGUUCAGAGCCGCGAGCGCUAAACCACAUCCUGGGCAGCGGAGGAUCUCUCAGAAAGAUCAGAAAGAAAAACAAACAGGGGGGAGAGAGAGAGAGAAUAAUUCCCCAACAGUGCCCCUCCGCAUUCUCCGGACUUCAGGAAUUCCUCUGACCCUCUUUUUCCACCGUGAGAAACGGACCGGCGUGUGGAAAGAGGGAGCAGUCAGGCAGUCGACUCAUCUGUCUUUCUACAUUUUUCCACGGCUUGCCAGGGACAGAUUUCCAAACCUGUUAGUUUGGAGUUUCACCUCUUCCUGAUCUUUUUAGCGAAACUUGGGACUUUUUGGUGACUAAAAAAACACCUAAGAAAUCCCCACGACACUUACAUUUAAAAAAAAAAAAUUUGUUUCUGAGGAUUCUGGUUUUUUUUUUCCCCGAUGGUUGCCGUGGAGACGCGCUCUGAACCAGCCCAACCACGACAAUGGAAAGCCUGAGCGAUCAAUCCCCGACGACGACGACCGGCCCGCCCAAAAGCUCGGAGAGCUUCCCCGCGUUCGGCGAGGCCCCCGCGCCCCAGGACCAGGACGACGGCCCCGCCAAGCGGCCGUCCAAAGCCAAGCCCGGCAGCAGCAUGAGCUGCCGCCGCAAGCGCGAGUUCAUCUCGGACGAGAAGAAGGACGCCUCCUACUGGGAGAAGCGCCGCAAGAACAACGAGGCGGCCAAGCGCUCGCGGGAGAAGCGCCGCAUCAACGACAUGGUGCUGGAGAACCGCGUGAUGGCGCUGAACGACGAGAACGUGCGGCUGAAGACGGAGCUGCUGCAGCUCAAGCUGCGCUUCGGCCUGAUCAGCGCCGCCGCGUACGUGGAGAAGAGCCAGCAGCUCGGCGCCGCGGCGGGGGCGGGCGGGGCCGCGGGGGCCGGCGGCGGCGGCUCGUCCUCCAGCCUGUACUUCUCCAGCGGCUACUCCAGCGGCUCGCAGGUGCUGAUGAACUCCGACUCGGAGGGGGAGCAGGGCGAGGGCCGCGGCCCGCUGGCCAAGUACUCGCCGCGCGGCUCCGUGUCCGACAUGUCGGACGCCUCGUCCCGCGACAGCCCCGAGCCGCCGGGCUACGAGAUCAAGAGCGAGCGGCCGGAGGGGCCGGAGGGCCCCGAGGGGCUGGGGCUGGACAUGGAGGUGACCGGGUGCCCCUCGGCGGUCCAGGCCAUGUUCGGCGUCCACUGCGCCCUGGGCCACCUGGAGCCCCCGUCCCACCACCGCCACGCCGCCGCCCCGGAGGUGAAGCCGGAGUACCGGCCGCGGGAGAGCGCCCCGGCGGGCGCCGCCCAGCGGAGCGUCAUCCUGUACCGCUCGAGUGGCGGGGCCGGCCCCGCCCCGCAGGACCCCGCCCCGCAGGACCCCGCCCCGCGCCGCCCGGCCAGCGCCGAGACCCUGGCGGAGGUCACCAAGCAGCUGGAGCGGAAGACGCUCGACUCGCCGCCCUACGAGCGAGACUACGGCGUGGCCCGGUGCCACGACGACCGCAAGAUGGACGCCGGCCCCGCGCCGGCCCUCCUGCACCACAGCUACGAGGAGGGCGUGGCCCGGCCGUACCGCGCCCACCUGGCCUACCUCAGCCCGCAGGACGAGGAGCCCCCCGUGCUCACCUACGAGGGGGGCCCCCGCGUGCCGGACGAGGGGUACUACCGGGACCACUCGACCUCGGGCAAGGACACGUCCUCCAGCGACGGGGACCCCCGGAGCUCCGACAAGGACGCGUCCACCGACGACGAGUCCUCGCCGUCCUCCUCCUCCUCCUGCUCCGAACUGGGCGGCUACCGCCAGCGUCUCCCCGGGUGCCUGGCCCCCGCGGCGUCCGCCGGGCCCGCCCUCCUCAGGGAGGCGCCCGCGGAGGUCAAGGGCACGGCGCUGCCCCACAAACUCCGGCUCAAGCACCGGGCGCUGAGCGUGGGGGGCGGCGACGCCUCAUCCCCGCCGGCCGCCCUGUCCCCCGUGGCCCCCGCCCUGCCCCAGCACCCCUACCUGGCCCUCACCCACGUGGGCCAGCACGUCGGCGGGGGCGCCUACAAGGACCCGGAGGAGGAGGAGGAGGAGGAGGACGGCCGCUCCCCCGUGGGGUUCUGCCGAGUGGGAGAGGACGGUCGCAAGGACUACGGCCGGAACGGCCGGAACAAGAGGAGAGACUGAGAGAGAGGGAGAGAGGGAGGGAGAGAGAGAGGGAGAGAGGGAGAGAGACACUCGACUGACUUUUUGUGAGGCUGGAGGGAUGCAAUCUGUCCAAUAGAUCAGUCUGAUUGUAGACGCUCCCCCCCCCCCACUAUCCUGUGUCUCUCUAGAUAUCCUGUGGCCCCAGGGUCAGACCACCAUGAUUAUUAUACCUCUACACCCCCCCACCCCGCCCCCAGAUCCCAGAAACAGGACGUAACGAAUCCUCCGGAUUCCUGGGUGCACUGUCUUACACAACGUUGUACAGAGAAUGUAAUGUUUUUGCUGCCUCCUCUUGAGAGCUACAGGACAGAUUGUGGUCGAGGGCACGCCGACGAGGGGGUGAACAGAACCCUCCCCCCGUCAGUCUCUUUUCUACCGCUUUUUUUUCUUUAUUUUGUAAAAUAUGAUGUCAGAUGUAAAACAGGACGAACGUGAGGUUUGAGCAGCGUUACGGCUGGUGACUUUACAAAAAAAAAAAAAAAAAAAAGUCUGUUACUGAAUGGCACACUUCUCUUUCCCGUGAGGUGUGAACUCCAAAGUACUGCAGAUAAGGUGCAUGGCCCUUCUUGACCCGGACUGAUAGGGUGGCCUGCAGACACACAGCGGACCCCACGGCAUUAUGGGAACUUUUCACUUGACCAAAGAAAAGACACUCUACUCAAAAGAGUUCCAUAUCUCUUUCCUCAUUUACAUCAAUCUUCCUUUGCCCUUUAUCCUGUUCCACCCUCUAUUUUUCAAGCACUUGGUUUGUAUAUUACUGUGAUAUAUAAAUAUACAUAUUAUAUAUAAAUAUAUAUUUUAUGAUGAAAACAAAAAAAUUACAAGCAAAAAAAAAUUUUCAUACAAAAGAAAAGAAAAGAAAAACAGGACAAGAAAAAAAAGCUGAACUGUUAAGGAGAGGAGUGGAUAAAGAAUGCUUUUCAGGCCUGUCGAUGUCAAUUACUGUAUAGUCCUACCUUGUCUGCUAAUGGCACUUAAAUUAAGUUCUUUAUUCUGAGUUUUAAGUUUAUAUUUUCAUUAUGUGUAUGUGUUUUUUUGUGUUUUUUUUUUACCUGUAUGAACCACAGUUUGUAAAGCGAUUAGCUCGCCUUUUUCUUCGUGCCCCGAAACGCUCCAACGCCGACUGUCGCGCGGUCAGAGAGGUAUAUGUUUGUUUGUGAACGGCACGAUGUGAUAAACAUCACUUCUCACUUUGAUCGUGACUGGUACUCCCGCUCAUAACAGCCCUUUCUGGUAGUGGGAGAGAGAGAGUACGUAAAGGAAUAAAUGAGGUAAAAACAUCGGCUCUUUCGCAGUGAGGAGAACACAUGGCGUUGCUGCGUUACCAGUAAUUCUGAGAUACUGCCGCUUUCCGUGACGCCAGUCUUGCGCUGCUUCCCGGCUUUAAUCCCAGACGGGCUCUUCUGUUACACGUACGCACAGCUGCGGACAAAGACGACACAACACUAUGAGUCAACAAGAAAUCCCAAAGCAUAAUGAUCAACAACACGACGAGAGGCAAAAUGUAAAACUAAAUAAUUUUGUUUGCCCGUUUUGAAAUGUGUUAGGAGCGCAGUUAGGCUUGAGGGGGGUUGCGUUGUAGAUAAAGGAACAUCACACCAGCAGCGAGAUGACGCGGAAGCAACAGCACAGGCCUGUGACAGACGUUUCGGUCAAAACUUUAUUCUCCAACCGCCAACAGGACAACAGAAAGAACGAAGUUGGUUUGCGUCCAGUUCCUUAGCGUGAAGUCAGCUCCUCGCUGGAGGGCAGGGAUGGCCGGAGGUAACUGACAUCACUGCCCUUCAGCGAGGAAAACCAAAAAGGGUUAAAAACCGAUCGGACAGGCCAACCCCCCCCCCCCCCCCCCACUUCCAACAGCCCCCAGGCAACACGUGCCGCGACCUUCCAGGUCCGGCAAUACACUCCCAUUAAAUCUUUCCGUUUCGAACGCUAGGCAAUGAGCCCAAGCUACGAAGAGUACGGUUUAUAAAGUCAAUGUAAAAUAUUUUAUGUUUCCGGGGUGCCUACCAUUCUUAGCAGUUGUGUAUAAACGUAGUUUAAAAGUUAUUUUGUUUCUCUCUUGGACAAUGUUGUAAUGUUUUAUUCUAUUAUUUUAUUGCGGCCUCCCUUUAAACAAAAAAAAAAAAUGAAACGGGAAACGUUGCUGUUUUCGGUUGCUGUGUCUCCUCGAUUGUGAUAAACACGUGCGUAUUCUCCCGUCCUCGCCUCUAUCCUUUGUGUACUCAGCAGUGAUGUGCGUUUUCUGUUUUUGCUGACGAGUUUAAGAAGAAAAAAAAAAAAAACAAAAAAAAAAAACUUACAGGGUUAAAGUCUGCUUUGUCUGAUGUGAAGGAGCUGGUGGCUUUGAUGCUGCCUCCCCCCCCCCCCCCCCCCCACCCCACCCCGUUAAAGAUGGGUAUGUAAGUAAAGCCACUAAUGUUUGUUAUGGAAAAUGCGUGCAUAAAAAAAAUGGCAAGAAAAAAAAUAAAAAUAAAAUAAAAUGUUGAAUUUUUCAAAAAUUA